Mus musculus (house mouse) is the source of this 2455-nucleotide messenger RNA. RefSeq names its product protein kinase domain containing, cytoplasmic (gene Pkdcc). The transcript has 7 exons. Gene Ontology annotation, biological process: skeletal system development. Gene Ontology annotation, cellular component: Golgi apparatus; extracellular region. Gene Ontology annotation, molecular function: protein tyrosine kinase activity; ATP binding; non-membrane spanning protein tyrosine kinase activity. Lineage: Eukaryota; Metazoa; Chordata; Mammalia; Rodentia; Muridae. The coding region runs from base 188 to 1666 and encodes 492 amino acids. The record is from RefSeq and is marked validated.
AGGCAAGUGUCAGGCCGAUGUGCCGCCCGCCGGGGGCCGGGGUCGGGGCUGCCCGGGCCAUGCGCGCGGGCUGGGCAGGGGGCCGGCGCGGCGCGAAGCCGAGUCGCCUCGGAGCCUGAGCCGCCCGGGGCCGGGGCCGGGGCCGGGGCCGGGGAGCGGCGCGCGGCCGGCCGGGGGGAGGGGAGCGAUGCGGCGCCGGCGGGCGGCCGUGGCCGCUGGUUUCUGCGCCUCCUUCCUGCUGGGCUCCGUCCUCAACGUGCUCUUCGCACCGGGCUCGGAGCCUCCGCGGCCAGGCCAGUCCCCGGGGUCCUCGGCAGCCCCGGGCCCGGGCCGUCGCGGGGGCCGUGGGGAGCUGGCCCGGCAGAUCCGGGAGCGCUACGAGGAGGUGCAGCGCUAUUCCCGCGGGGGGCCGGGGCCGGGAGCGGGCCGGCCAGAGCGGCGGCGCCUGAUGGACCUGGCUCCGGGCGGGCCGGGCCUGCAGCGUCCCCGGCCCCCGCGGGUCCGGUCCCCGCCCGACGGCGCUCCGGGCUGGCCCCCUGCUCCCGGCCCGGGCUCCCCCGGCCCGGGCCCGCGCCUAGGCUGCGCCGCGCUCCGCAACGUGUCUGGCGCGCAGUACGUGGGCUCAGGCUACACUAAGGCUGUGUACCGGGUCCGCCUGCCCGGCGGCGCCGCGGUGGCGCUUAAAGCAGUGGACUUCAGCGGCCACGAUCUGGGCAGCUGCGUGCGCGAGUUCGGGGCGCGAAGGGGCUGCUAUCGCCUGGCGGCCCACAAGCUGCUCAAAGAGAUGGUGCUGCUGGAGCGGCUGCGGCACCCCAACGUGCUGCAGCUCUAUGGCUAUUGCUACCAGGACAGUGAGGGCAUCCCAGACACGCUGACCACCAUCACAGAGCUGGGUGCCCCUGUGGAGAUGAUCCAGCUGUUGCAGACUUCCUGGGAGGAUCGAUUCCGAAUCUGCCUCAGCCUUGGCCGCCUCCUCCACCACCUGGCCCACUCCCCGCUGGGCUCGGUCACCCUGCUUGACUUCCGCCCUCGGCAGUUUGUGCUAGUGAACGGGGAGCUGAAAGUGACAGACCUGGAUGAUGCCCGCGUGGAAGAGACACCGUGCACCAGCAGUGCCGACUGCACGCUAGAGUUUCCAGCCAGGAACUUCAGCCUGCCCUGCUCGGCCCAGGGCUGGUGCGAGGGCAUGAAUGAGAAACGGAACCUCUACAAUGCCUACAGGUUCUUCUUCACAUACCUCCUGCCACACAGUGCCCCGCCUUCCCUCCGACCUCUCCUGGAUAGCAUCGUCAAUGCCACGGGAGAGCUCGCCUGGGGGGUGGAUGAGACCCUGGCCCAGCUGGAGACAGCGCUACACUUGUUCCGAAGUGGGCAGUACCUGCAGAACUCUACAAGCAGCAGGGCUGAGUACCAGCGCAUCCCGGACAGUGCCAUCACACAGGAGGACUAUCGCUGCUGGCCAUCCUAUCACCACGGCGGCUGCCUCCUGUCCGUGUUCAACCUGGCUGAGGCUAUAGAUGUCUGUGAGAGCCAUGCUCAGUGUCGUGCCUUUGUGGUCACCAACCAGACCACCUGGACAGGUCGGAAGCUGGUCUUUUUUAAGACUGGAUGGAACCAAGUGGUCCCUGAUGCCGGCAAGACCACAUAUGUGAAGGCCCCUGGUUGACUGGUUGUGGGCUCAGCUGACCAGCUGGGCUUGCCUGCUGCAGGCGUGACUUGCAUCCCACCUGGGAACCCCUGCAGACAAAAGCUAGCUCCCAGAGCAACUGAUGUGACCAGGACAAAACGUGCAAUAUGCAAAAAUGUUAAAAUGUGAGUUUGCCAGCUUCAGUCCCAGACUGGUUGGAACCCGAUUGCCUCUCUGGAGCUGUAGGCUGUGAGCAGGGCUCAGGCUGGUCUUAACUGGGACAGUCCCGUGGGCAGCCCAUUACUGCAUUCAUGCUUUGAGAAUGUAGCCAGAACACUGCUGCUGCAUAAGCCACCGUGGGCAGGAGCUGCCUGGGGACAACCAGUCUCAGAGUGCUCUCUCAGCUCAGCUCCGCUCCAAAUGGAGAGCGCGGGAUGCGGAGAUGUGAGUGAACCAGCACUGGGAAGAAGGCUCUCGGGCCUCUCCCUAGAGGUUGCUCCUAGGCCAGCCCCGAGGCCGUGGGCAGCAGUGCUCGCAUCCAUAUGAGCCAAGACUAGAGUGGAGGAGCAGAUUGCAUUUGAGCCAGGACUGGGGUGGGGGUAGGGUCGGGGCCUCUCUGCCUCAUUUGCUUUCAGUGAAAGCCAGGGAGCAGCCGCAGCCAGGCUCCUCCCACUCCUGGAGGCCAGGCUCCUCCCCCUCCUGGAGGCCAGGCUCCUCCCCCUCCUGGAGUUUGCGUACCCAGAAGCUUUUAUACUUCUCGUUCAUUAAAUUGUUUAUUUUUGUAAAAAAAAAAAUUAAUCAAUUAAUAAAAUGAUGUUUUGUGACAAA